ACAGCGCAGAUAAAAGGUGAGGAGCACGCGACUCGGGAAUUGAGUCUUAGAAAUUCAGGUUGGCGCAUUGAGGUGAUUUUGGACUAAGACAACAUGACAUCCCUUGUGCUGAAAAGCAUUGAUCUUCAACAAAAAUCCAACGCGGCUGCCCAUAAUACCAGUGACUAUGUCUCCAAAGUCCCCAUUGUGAGAAGAGGUCUGCCUAUGAAGGUGACAUUGGCAUUCAGUCGAGCUUUACAGAGCACAGAGAGUCUGGCUUUGGUCAUGGAGACAGGUCCCUCUCCUUCAGCAAGCACAAACACAAGGAUUGUAAUGCCAGUAUCAAGUUCUCGGCGUAAUGAUACCUGGAGUGCCACCCUUGAAUCAAGCAGCGCUGGAACCAUGACUGUUUCCAUUAAUAUUCCUGUCAACGCUAGCAUUGGACCUUACAAGAUUACUGCACAAAUUACAAGUGCAGGGCGCACAAGCACUAAUGAUGUUGGAAGAUGUAGUGUCCUAUUUAAUGCUUGGGCAUCAGGUGAUGAGGCAUACAUGAGUAACGAUGCAGAAAGAAAGGAAUAUGUACUCAAUGAAACUGGACUAGUAUUCUAUGGAAGUGCAGGUUUCCCAUCAAGCUCAGCGUGGGACUAUGGCCAUUUUGAAGAUGGAGUAGUGGACAUAUGCUUCAAGUUGCUACAAGAGAGUCCAGAAUACAAAGCAGACCCCGCUACACAUAUCUCAAAAUGUAAUGACCCUGUCUAUAUCUCAAGGAUAUUAAGUGCUAUGGUUAAUAGCCAAGAUGACAGGGGUGUAAUAGUGGGGAACUGGAGCGGCGAUUACUCUGGCGGUGAAAACCCCAGCUCUUGGAGUGGAAGUGUUGCCCUCCUUCAAAGGUGGAGCCAAAGUGGACCUGUUAGAUAUGGACAGUGCUGGGUUUAUGCUGGAGUACUCUGUACAACACUCCGAUGCCUGGGGUUAGCUGCCCGUUUGAUAACAAACUUUGAGUCAGCUCAUGACACCAAUAACAAUCUAAUUAUUGAGCAGUAUUUGGAUGCAUAUGGAAGAAGUAUAGGAUCUCCUGACAGCGUGUGGAAUUUCCAUGCUUGGGUUGAAUGUUGGUUUAGGAGAAAAGAUCUCGGUUCAACAUAUGAUGGAUGGCAGAUUCUGGAUGCAACCCCACAGGAACCAAGUGGAGGCAGCUAUCGCCUUGGGCCGACUUCACAAAAAGCUGUAAAACUGGGCGAUGUGAACCUGCCCUUCGAUGGACCAUUUGUGCUUGCUGAAGUUAAUGCAGAUGAAAUCUACUAUGGCAGAAGGAACGAUGGAACAUUUUCCAUUCUUUACACCGAUACUCGAAAGGUUGGGCAAUAUAUCUCUACCAAAGCAGUUGGAAAUUUCUCCCGUCAAGAUGUUACAGAUCAGUACAAAUUUCCAGAAGGGUCCAAAGAAGAAAGGGAUUCUCUUCAUAAAGCUCAGGGAUUAACGGCAAGAUCAGAUAGAGUCAUGCUUGCCAGCAGGAGACUGAAUGCAACAGCAGCACGUGUAGUAGAAGAUAAGCCACCCAUCCAGGAAGCACCAAAACCUGAAAUCAUUGGUACCUUCAAGCUGAGUGGGGAGCUGCAGGUUGGGCAAGACUUCACAGUCACUCUAAAUCUAAAAAAUCCAACGUCUAGCAAAAAGCAAGUGAAUGCCAAAUGGACUCUUACAGCAAUUGUAUAUAACAGAACUCCAGUGAAAGAAAUACUAAGUGAUUCCCAGUCGGUCACAUUGGCUCCUAAUGAAGAGAAAGUUAUAGAGAUCACAGUCCUGUAUCCUCAGUACGAAAAAGCCUUAACGCCUGACAACAUGAUUCGAGCCAGCGCAGUGUGUGUUGAAGAAAAUGGAGGAAGUUUGUUAGUUGAUAAAGUUAUCACCUUGAAAAAUCCACCUCUCCAGAUAACGGCCCCCGAACGUGUUACUUGGGGCAAAAGUGCCACUCUGGGGAUCGUUUUCACAAACCCGAUUUCAGAAGAUAUAAAAAACUGUGUGGUCACAUUACAGGGCAGCGGCAUCCUGAAGAAAACUCUGAAAGUCCCUUUGCCAGAUCUGAAAGCCAAUCAGAGAAUAAGAGCCGAAGCUGAAGUGACCCCAUACCGAAACGGUAAAAGAGUUGUCAUUGCUGGCUUCUCCUGUGACAAGUUCUCUGAUGUAAAGGGUUACCAGACUGUUGAUGUGAUGGCAGCUUAGCAUUGUCAGUACUGACAGCGACAACAUUCAGUAUACUUCUGUAGGACUGGAAGAACCUUUUAAAGGCAGAGAAGAACAAUAUAUAUAUUCCUGCAAAUAAAAGACUACUAAGAAGCAAACCAGGUUUUCUAACCUUCUCAUAAGCAUUCAAAAUAAACUAUCAUACUGGUGUUCAGUUAACGUUUCCAUCAUAGAUGAAGAAAAAAAAUGUACUACAACAAAACACCCUGCAAAUAUGAAUUAUUAAAUAAAAAUAUUCUCAAAUAUUCUCUAUCAGGA
Xenopus tropicalis (tropical clawed frog) is the source of this 2484-nucleotide messenger RNA. It is a transcript of the gene tgm3l.7, whose product is annotated as transglutaminase 3 like, gene 7. Gene Ontology annotation, molecular function: protein-glutamine gamma-glutamyltransferase activity. The record is from RefSeq and is a predicted model, not a curated record. The transcript has 13 exons. NCBI's taxonomy places the organism in Eukaryota, Metazoa, Chordata, Amphibia, Anura, Pipidae. Bases 94 to 2205 code for a protein of 703 amino acids.